Messenger RNA from Salvia splendens (bonfire salvia), 748 nucleotides. Its product is annotated as nudix hydrolase 2. The record is from RefSeq and is a predicted model, not a curated record. The transcript has 8 exons. NCBI's taxonomy places the organism in Eukaryota, Viridiplantae, Streptophyta, Magnoliopsida, Lamiales, Lamiaceae. The coding region runs from base 1 to 699 and encodes 232 amino acids. Gene Ontology annotation, molecular function: NAD binding; ADP-ribose diphosphatase activity; NADH pyrophosphatase activity.
AUGGAGCCUGAAAGUACUAAAACACACGGUUUGGCCCUUUUUGGGGAGCAGAGAGGAAAGAGGGGUGUGUGGAUUAAAAUGCCUAUCGAGCUUGUGAGUCUUGUUGAACCUGCUGUUAAGGAAGGAUUCUAUUUUCACCACGCAGAACCUAAGUAUUUGAUGCCUCUACCAGAAAAUGCCUCACAUCGAGUGGGAAUUGGUGCUUUCGUCUUGAAUGAGAAGAAUGAAGUGUUAGUAGUUCAGGAGAAGAGUGGGGGGUUCCGCGGAACAGGUGUGUGGAAGUUCCCGACAGGAGUUGUUGAUGAGGGUGAAGAUAUAUGCGAUGCUGCAGUUCGAGAAGUGAAAGAAGAAACUGGAGUUUCAGAUCGAGUAAUGGAAAUUCUAGCCUUCAGACAAAGUCACAAAUCUUAUUUCGAUAAAUCGGACUUGUUCUUCGUAUGCAUGCUUCAACCGCUCUCUAAAGAGAUCCAGCCACAAGAAGUAGAAAUUGAGGCAGCCCAGUGGAUGCCAUUUGAAGAAUAUGCGGCCCAACCGUUCAUCCAGAAGCACGAUCUUCUUAAGAAAAUAUCUGAGAUAUGCGCGGCAAAGAAGGAGAAGAGAGAGUAUGCUGGAUUUUCACCGGUGGCGACAACGACAGGAUUCUCUCAGAAGAAGAGCUAUUUGUACAUCAACAGCCAAUGCCUCAACUUAGAGGACUAAUUAAGAGGUUUUUAGCUCUGUAACAACAUUCAAGUUUUCUUCAUAUUGA